AUGUCAGCAUUCAAUAAAAACAAUGUUGAUCAUUUUUACAAUAAUCUUCAUUCGACAUUGAUCAAACAUCCCCAGAUUGCUGAACAUCAUCCGGAGAAGUUACAAGAUACAAUUUCAGUUGAACCUGGUUUUGCUGCUGAUGUUGCCAAGCAAAGCUUUCAAACUUCCUGUGAUGAAAACCUCAGUAGUAUGGUGGCUAUUACCCCUGAAUCAGUUCGUCCGUAUCCAAAAGCUCCAGCUCGUCAGGUACGUAAAACUAAACGUAAGAAAUUAACUUCCAGAGUGUUAACCGACACCCCAGUUAAAGAAGAGCUUCGCGUGCAGCAAACUCGUGAAGAGAUAAAAAAACGUCCCAUCAUGAACAAAAGGAAAUUGCAACAAAAUAAAAAAAAUCAAAUAUCCGAAGAGAGCAACAGAGUAACAAAAAAAAAUAAAAUUAAAAGACAAUUAUAUGCUGAGAAGGACAUAUGCGUCAUGUGUGGUGAGGCUGGCCGAGACAACUAAAUGUGGUUUCGUUGCAGAAAUUGUGCCAAGUGGGCUCACGAGCUCUGCACGAGUGUUUCUAGUGCAGUUGAUUACAUUUGCGAAUUUUGCAUACAUGAAUAAUCUUAUUAUUUCAAUUUUUGUUUCAAUUAAAAAUACUUCAAAUGUGUUUAUUUCCAUGAAUUUGUUGCUAUUCUUUAAUGGUCCAUUUGGUACUUUACCCGGUCCAUCCAGUACACCGCUAUUGUACCGAAUGGACCACCAAAAAAAUUGGAACAACC
Helobdella robusta is the source of this 764-nucleotide messenger RNA. RefSeq lists its product as hypothetical. The transcript is spliced from 2 exons. The record is from RefSeq and is a predicted model, not a curated record. Lineage: Eukaryota; Metazoa; Annelida; Clitellata; Rhynchobdellida; Glossiphoniidae. The coding region runs from base 1 to 504 and encodes 167 amino acids.